AUGUCAUUUGCCGUCCUCUUGAGUUUGUUGCUAGGAGCCCUCGUCCUCUAUGUCACCAAGAUCCUGUUCACCCGCCAGAGGCCUGUUGCCCCACUGCCACCAGGCCCGAGGCCAAUACCGGUACUUGGCAACAUAUAUGAUCUACCGCCCUCGGGAACACAAGAUUGCAUGCAUUGGCUUAAACAUAAAGAGGCUUACGGACCUGUCAGCUCUAUCACGGUGAUGGGACAAACCAUCGUAAUAUUGAAUGAUGCAAAAUCGGCUAUAGAACUACUAGUGAAGCGUUCUUCCAUAUACUCCUCGCGGCCAAAUCAAGUUUUUGCAUGCGAAAUGGUGGGAUGGGAACAUUUUUUGGGACUGAUCAAAUACUCUCCUCGAUUUCGCUCCUAUCGCAAGGCAGUGCAACCAUUCAUUGGAUCUGAGUCGGCCGUGGCCCAGUUAAAUCCUUUGCAAGAGAUAGAAACCCACCGCUUUCUGUUUCGCGUCCUCGAGGAUCAGAUGAAGCUCUUGGAGCAUAUUCGGACAGAAGCUGGUGCAAUCAUUCUUAAAAUUACAUAUGGGUAUACGAUUGAGCCGCACAAGCGGGAUCCGUUGGUGCAUAUUUCAAACCUGGCCCUUGACCAUUUUUCCCAAGCCGCUAUACCAGGUGCCUGGCUGGUUGAUAUCAUUCCAGCUCUGAAAUACAUUCCCUCCUGGCUUCCCGGUGCAGGUUUCAAGCGCACAGCUCAGGCAUGGAAGAAGAAUCUCAUGACUGUUGCGGAAACGCCCUAUGCAUUUGUCCAGCGGCAAAUGGAAGAAGAUCGGCAUCAGCCGUCGUAUCUCUCUAAUUUAUUCAAAACAACAGGGUGCCCUCAACGUGGGUCGGAAGAUGAAUUUGUUGCAAAGUGGACAGCUGCGUCACUUUAUGCAGCUGGUGCUGAUACUACUGUGUGUGCUAUCGAAUGCUUUUUCCUUGCAAUGACGUUAUAUCCAGAGGUGCAAGCCAAAGCUCAAGAUGAGAUCGAUCGGGUUUUGGGGCCUUGCCAACUUCCGAAAGCAAGCGAUCGCUCUCGUUUGCCGUACAUCGAUGCUGUGGUCAAGGAGGUUUUACGAUGGCAUCCGGUGGCACCUAUGGGACUUCCCCACGCGUCAAGUGAAGAUGAUACCUGGGGAGAAUAUUUCAUCCCCAAGGGGUCAUUGCUGAUGCCUAACAUCUGGGCUAUGACGCACGAUUCUACUGUUUAUCGUGAUCCAAUGGUAUUCAGACCAGAGCGCUUUUUGGGGACUGAUGAACGUGAUCCCGAAUUUGACCCUCACGAUCUUAUCUUUGGAUUUGGGCGUCGCAUCUGUCCCGCGCGCAACUUGGCAGAUGAAACACUGUAUUUGAGUGCAGCGCAAUCGCUUGCGGUCUUUAAUAUCGGGAAAGCUAUUGAAAAUGGGAAAGAAGUUGAGGUCCAACCAAAAUUCCAGCCUGGGGUUGCCAGUCAUCCGGUACCAUGGAAGUUCCACAUCGAACCUCGCAGUGCAGCUCAUGAAUCCCUAAUUCGUUCAGUGGAGCAGAAACAUCCAUGGGAGGCGAGUAAUGCACCAGACUUGACGAAUACUCAAUCAUGA
Penicillium vulpinum is the source of this 1593-nucleotide messenger RNA. RefSeq names its product cytochrome P450. Gene Ontology annotation, molecular function: heme binding; iron ion binding; oxidoreductase activity, acting on paired donors, with incorporation or reduction of molecular oxygen. The transcript is spliced from 7 exons. The coding region runs from base 1 to 1593 and encodes 530 amino acids. Lineage: Eukaryota; Fungi; Ascomycota; Eurotiomycetes; Eurotiales; Aspergillaceae. The record is from RefSeq and is a predicted model, not a curated record.